Molecule: messenger RNA, 1737 nt
Organism: Dacryopinax primogenitus
Lineage: Eukaryota; Fungi; Basidiomycota; Dacrymycetes; Dacrymycetales; Dacrymycetaceae
Exons: 9
Coding region: 1-1737 (578 amino acids)
Source: RefSeq, a predicted model, not a curated record
AUGCCCACCAUCAUCCCAGGGUGGGAGGCAGCUAAUGCCCCUUACUUGGGUUAUCUGCACUCUUUAGACUUGGUUGCCACCCCAGACAAGAUGGCACCUGCCAACCACCUUCUGAUGCAGGCUGCGACUCAAAACCAAAUGGGCAGGACUGUCUUUAUGAUCAUUGGCGUGGGCCAGGUUCCUCCCAAGUUGGUUGCCCUGCAUGCACCCAUUGUUGCACAGCCUGCACCUCCCAUCCCAACACAAAUUGACCAGCUCCAUUUGAUAUCUUCUCCCUUGGAUCCACCCAUCAUGCAGCACUAUACUGCCAAUCCAACUCUUCUCCCUGGCCCUCUGCCUCAGCCACCUGUGCAGCCUUUGGCUCCUCCAGGCUUAGGCAUGAUGCCUUUAUUUGCCAACAUAAACACCAUUGUGGCAUUUAUGAAAGGCCUGAAUGUGUGCAUUUGCAUCACCCAGGUCAAGCCUAAGGAGCAUGGCACAAUCGACAUCCUCUGCCAUGAUGCAACAGGGGAAAUUGACUUGGAUGUCUGCAGGGCCUGUGACCUUCAAGCCUCCGACAUAGAAGAGGGGAAGAUAUAUGAGAUUUAUAAUGUUGGUGCUAUGGCAUUAGUUCAACAUUGGUGCCCCUCGUUCCAUGUCACCCAGCUCAACUUCAACAACUGGAACAAUGAUGGCUUGAUCCCACUCUAUUUCUUCAACUACCACCCAAUCAUACAGCUUCCCAGCAUUCCAGACAAGAAGAUCAUCAACGUUCCAUGCAUCAUUGCUAACACAAGCAAUGUGAUGCAUGGUAAGGCCCCCAGACAUGCAAGCUUUGGCCAUGCAUCUGCAGCUCCAAUGAUGAGGAUCGACAUGUGGUUGGUAGAUGAUUCAGGUCGCUCUGUUUGUCUUGUAGCUUUCAAUGAGUUCUGGGCAGAGCUGGAGGGGACAGAUGGUUGUGUGGCUCUCCUAAAGAACAUUGCUGUUGAUUGCACCUAUGGAAUGUCCCUGAAGACAGUGGCUUCAUACACAAAAGUCUUCUUUGAGCCUGCCAUCAUUCCAGGCUAUGCUGACCUAACUGCUUGGUGGGAAGCUGCAAAAGACAAUCCUUCCCAAUGGCACCUCCUCAGCACAUCCUGCAGUGCUGAUGGCACCAUUGCUUUGGCCGCCUGCAGCCUCAUGACAGCCCCUCCCAUUGUCAACAUCCACCAAGUUCAUGCGGAAUGCCUUGACCAGGCUGCAAAGGCAAUGACUUUCCACAUUGCUGGCACCCUUGACAUCAACAAGCAGUGCUCAGUGACUUAUGCAGGCUGCGCUACACUGGAUUGUAAUAGGAAGGUGCAUCAAUCCUUCCUUGAUCCAAACAACCUGCAUUACCACUGCCCAACUGGCAAGCAGAGUUUUUCUGUCCCCAUUGCUAAAUACUGUCUUUCCUUCACAAUCAUUGAUGGGAAUAGUGAUUGUGCACCUGCCACAGCUUUCAACACAGCGGCCACCUUGCUGCUUCAAAUCAACAUGGGGACCAUGUAUGAUGUCUUUGCAGAUGAGCAUUGUUACCAGCCAGUUCACUCCUUCAACCUUGGUCAAGCUAUGAUGACAGUGCAUGCCUCCACACCAUCCACAGGCUACUGGAAGGGGAAGACACAAUGGAUUGUGAUGGAGUUCUUUAAUAUGGGUCAUGUGUAUGACCUGUCUCAAAGUUUAGCACAGCCUGUAUCCCUAUGUAGUCUAACAUUCACCAUUGUGUCCUCCUGUUAG